Messenger RNA from Gastrolobium bilobum, 1080 nucleotides. RefSeq lists its product as uncharacterized. NCBI's taxonomy places the organism in Eukaryota, Viridiplantae, Streptophyta, Magnoliopsida, Fabales, Fabaceae. The record is from RefSeq and is a predicted model, not a curated record. Bases 1 to 1080 code for a protein of 359 amino acids. The transcript has a single exon.
AUGGAUAAUAGAAGUUUAAGGCAAUUGGCGGCAGCAGAGGUUAACUAUCAGCCUUUUUGCAUUCAUUAUCUUGAUCUUGAUACUGAUUUUAAACUUCAGUCUGGUCUUAUCCAUUUGCUUCCCAAGUUUCAUGGUCUUGCAGGUGAGGAUCCAUAUAAGAAUUUGAAGGAGUUUCAUGUAGUCUGCAGCGCAAUGAAACCGCAGGGAGUUGAUGAGGAGCAGGUUAAACUGAGAGCCUUUCCUUUUUCCCUCGAUGGAGGAGCUAAGGAUUGGUUGUACUACCUUCAACCUUCAUCUAUCGAGACUUGGAAUGACAUGGCCAGAUUGUUUUUGGAGAAGUUUUUCCCUUCCUCAAGAGCCACUUCAAUCAGAAAGGAGAUAAGUGGCAUAAAACAAGCAAAUGGGGAGAACUUGCAUGAGUACUGGGAGCGGCUUAAAAGACUUUGUGCAAGCUGUCCACAUCACCAGAUUUCGGAGCAAUUGCUGAUUGUCUACUUCUAUGAGGGAUUGCUACAUAUGGAUAGGAACCUGAUUGAUGCUGCCAGUGGAGGAGUUCUUGUUGACAAAACACCUGAUGAAGCUAAGGCGUUGAUCUCAAACAUGGCUGCAAAUGCUCAACAGUUUGGAACGAGAGCCAAUAGCAGUGCUGUGUACCAGAUGCAAGCGACUCUGACCCAGCCUUCAGCAGUGGCAUCAAGUACUGACAAUCAGAGAAUUGAAAAUAGACUUGAUGAACUAGCAAUCAUGGUGAGACAGUUGGCAGUUACCCAGACAGUCCAGACUUUUGCUCCACAGUACGACAAUCCAUGUGGCAUAUGCGAUGACCCUUUUCACCCCACUGAUGCUUGCCCUUCUCUGCAAGAGGGCCACAUUCCUGCAGACCAGUCAGUCUCUGUAGUCUUUCCUGGGAAACCACAGUUCCAACUGCAGAAUAAUCCACUCUCAAACACAUACAAUCCUGGCUGGAAGAAUCAUCCCAACCUUAGAUGGAUCCAGAAUCAGCAAAAUGUUCCAUAUCAGCAGAAGCAGCAGUUCAUCCCACGGCAGAGACAGAACUUCCAGCAAGCUCCUCCCCAAUAG